Molecule: messenger RNA, 1596 nt
Organism: Haliotis rubra (blacklip abalone)
Lineage: Eukaryota; Metazoa; Mollusca; Gastropoda; Lepetellida; Haliotidae
Product: mesenchyme-specific cell surface glycoprotein-like
Exons: 9
Coding region: 1-1596 (531 amino acids)
Source: RefSeq, a predicted model, not a curated record
AUGGUCUUCAGACUUAUGAUUUGUCUGGCGAUUGUCUCGGCAACUGUGGCUGACAUUGACGUGGAGCUGAGGAAGCGCUCAUCGAUAUUUCUGCCGUACACCUACCAGAAUGGUCCAAAAUACUCACUGUCGGAAGUGGCUGUGGAACAACUUACGUAUGAUUCGGACAACAAACUUCUUUACACAGUUGGCGACACGGUCGUGCACGUUAUCGACGUGUCUAACCCCAACCACAUGAUAGUCUUGGCCCAUCUGGAAUAUCCGGGCAUGGAGUUUACUGACGUGGAGUUCUGCGGGGGUUACUUCUUCACGGCCAUGGACAACAGAACAGAGAGAGCCAAUGGAAAGAUGAUAGUCUUCAGAUACAACCCAGCCACCAAACAGAUCAGUGAAGUUCUGCAAGUUAAAGUGGGCGCUAUCCCAGACAUGAUCAAGCCGACGAAGGACUGUUCCAAGAUUAUUGUGGCGGUAGAGGGCGAGGCGUACGAGUACCCCCCAAACCACAUCAUCGACCCCCCGGGACUCGUCGUCAUCGUCAACUUCCCCUGGGGUAUUGAGGGCAACAUGAUUAUAUCCACUCUGAAUUUUGAAAGAUUCAAUGCAAGAGUGCCAUUCCUGGAACAGUCCGGCGUCCGUCACGUGUACAGGGAGAACAACAACCCCUUCUCCAACGACGUGGAACCGGAAUACAUCGCCAUCAACGCUGACGACACCAAGGCGUACAUAAUGCUGCAGGAGAACAAUGCUGUGGCGACUGUUGACCUCGAGACUCGGACAAUAUCGGAGGUGUAUGGGCUGGGAUAUAAGAACUGGAGCUCAUUAAAACUGGAUCCAAGUGAUCGGGACGGCGGUGUUCACAUGAGCUCCUAUAACAUCUACGGGAUGUACCAACCGGAUUCGUUCGUGCACUUCCAGUUCAAGGGUGGUAACUACCUCGUGAUGGCGAACGAGGGGGAUGCCAAGGUGUACGAGUAUGGCACAUAUCAGUGGUCAGAGGAGGCACGGGGCUCCAAAAUUGCACCUCAAGGGCGUCUCAAAUACGGCGUGUCACCCUCUGAAAAGGACAGCCAGGGUUUCUUAAAGGCGAUGUUCACGUACGGAGGAAGAGGCUGGUCUAUCAGAAGAGCGGAAGACAUGUCUCUCGUCUACGACAGCGGCAACGACGUCGCAGACAGAACUCUUCAAAAGAAACACGAUCUGUUUAAUUGUGAAAUUGAUGACGAACAUGAUCAACCGUACGAGAGUUUCGACAUGAGAUCGGAUAACAAGGGUGUUGAGACAGAGGAUGUGACAGUAGGGGAGGUAGAUGGCUACACGCUCUUCUUUGUCGCCAACGAGAGACCGGGAACCAUCCUGACGUACUCCGUCAAGAAUGACCUGAGUCAUCCAAAGUUCCAGCAUUUCUACUCCGGCAUCCCCGAGACUCGAGGAAGAACCUGGCAACAGAUGUAUGAAGACUCUGAUGUCACAGAGCUCGACUGUGAAGAUAAAAAGUUUGUCCCAGCGUCCCAGAGUCCCACAGGAAAACCCAUCCUAUUUGCCGGCGGCUCCGUGUCAGGAACUGUGUCCAUAUUGGAUGUGGUAGUUGACGACUAA